UGGCAAUCUGUUCGCAUUUCUGCUCUUGGCAAAGGAAGUCCGGCAAAUGUGUCCUCGAAUUCUCCCUCUCCCCGGGAGCUGCUUUAUCUGCGGAGUUUGAGCGAUUUGGCGUCUCUUCUCCGUAGGGAUCGCCCGUUCUCUUGAGCGCAGCCUCAAAGACUCGUGCGCAUUGACGGCACGGCGUGAUGAAGCCUGUGGCGACCUAAUUAGUUUGGCGCUACCUUUUUCCUCUCCACGCGCCCUUCAGUAAGCGGCGGGACUGAAUGCCAUUGCCGAAAGCUUUUGCAACGGGCCCGGGACGCAUCGCUUUGUUGGAUAUAUAUCCCGCGAAAGCGGCAACCUCCAGCAAGUCAGUGGGAUUUACUGACUAAACAAGGUGUGCUUAGGAUCGGAGCUGCAGUCCAUAGUAGUCUCCAAGAUCAUAGCGGGACAUAAGUGAGAGUGCUUUUCAGGGGAAUUGCACGUGGGCUGCCUGCUACUUUUCCAAAGGAGGAAGCGUCGAUUCUAAUCCACUAUGGAGGAUGGCACAAAGGCACCGGAAGAUGGCUUUUAUUCCGAAUAGUGAGCGCGCUGGAGGAGAAGGCGGGAGCCGCGCGGCGCGAGCCAUGGCUGAAGGGCAGCAGGCUACCCGCGGCGGAGACCUCUGGGAAAUCGACGUGGAGAGCUUGGAGGAGGCGGACGAAGUCGAGGAGCAGCCUCCGCCGCCGCCUGGACUCAGGCGGGAGGCUGACGACGUCGAUGAGGAAGACGAGGAGGAGGAAGAGGAUGGGGAGGAAGGCGACGACAGGGGAGAGGAGGAGGCGGAGGCGGAGGAGGACGGGGCAGGCGGCGGGGUUCUGACACCACUUCCGCCGCCUCCGCCGCAGCUGGUCGCUGAGCCGGCGGCGGCGAGAGCCGUGCCCGUCGGGGAGCAGCAGACCCGCAAGCUGAGCCGCACGCCCAAGUGCGCGCGCUGCCGCAACCACGGCGUGGUGUCCUGCCUCAAAGGGCACAAGCGCUUCUGCCGCUGGCGGGACUGCCAGUGCGCCAACUGCCUGUUGGUGGUGGAGAGACAGCGCGUCAUGGCGGCCCAGGUAGCACUCCGCAGGCAGCAGGCGACCGAGGAUAAGAAGGGGCUUACUGGGAAACAGGCUAACUUUGAGCGCAAGACAGUGUACCAAAGGCAUGUCCGGGCACCCAGUUUGCUUGCAAAAAGCAUUUUAGAAGGUUACCGUCCUAUUCCAGCAGAUCCCUACAUUGGAGGUAAUUCCUCAUUGCCACCUCCUGUGAGUGACAGGAUGAGAAAAAGGCGGGCUUUUGCUGAUAAAGAACUGGAGAAUAUCAUGCUUGAGAGGGAAUACAAAGAAAGAGAAAUUAUGGAAGCCACUCAGGCCACUGCUUUUUUCCUGCCCAACCGCAUGGUGCAUGGGACUGAAUAUAACACUUACAAAACUGCCUUUAGCCCUAAUCAGGUUGAAGCUCCCAGUAAAGAGCUUUGCGGCUUCCUGCCAACUUGCCUGGAUCUAACUAUGCAAUAUUCAGGUUCAGGGAACAUGGAACUGAUCUCAUCAAAUGUGAGUGUAGCCACUACAUACAGGCAGUAUCCUUUACCCUCUAGGUUUCUGGUGUGGCCAAAGUGUGGCCCCCUCAAUGAUGCCCUUCUCUACCAGCAGUGUCUCUUAAAUGCUACUGCAGUCCAGUCCCUCAAACCUGGGGCAAUCUGGGAUCCUAAGGCUCCACAAGGUCAGGAUUGUCUGAACUCGGAACAAGACAUAUUACCAUCAAAGAAUGAACACUCAUUCCUGCUUCCUUAUGUUCAAGAAAUUCAGCCACCUCAGAAUGAAUUCCAACAUAUCCCUCAGGAGACUCGUGAGAGGUCAGCCUUCUCACCCCCUAAGAGGACUUUCUCACAGAUCUCUGAUAAGGAUACUCUGGUUCCUCAAGAACAUUCCCUCUGUAAGAUCAGCAAAGAAAGCACCAAACAGCAUAUGUCACCACCUCUCAAGUAUAGUCCAUUCCAUUCAUUAUUCCAACAGACACUACACAACAAAUCAGGGCCUGAAUUAAAAACAACAUUUGAUGAGCCAUCCAAGAAGUACAGAGAAUGUACCAUCAAAGAAAACCAAAAAUACAAACUUGCCAUUGACAAAUAUGCAAAAGACUUCUUAGGGACUAAACAAGUCAUUAAAAAAUUGUCAACAAAUGAAUCUCUGUCAUUUUCUGUUGAAUCAAUUCUUAAACGACCAUCUUCAAUGGUCACCAAUGUGUCUCAGUAGAUAGAUAGAAUCCAAAUGAUUCAUGCUAGUGUAUUUGCAUUUAAGGUUGCAAUCUUAACCAUACUUAUCAGGAAGUAAGUACAUUUUUAAGUCACCUGAACUUAUUUCUGAAUAAACAAGUUUGAGACUGGGUGCAAGAUACUUUAUGCCAGAGCUUGGAAAAGUUGCGCAUAUUGGAAGAAGUUCCCCUGAUUCUGCAAGCAUUUAUUUCUAGGCAAAGAAGUUCAGGUUUAUAAUUUUUGUUCCACAAGGGCUGGUCUAUUUUAAGUGCAGGUGUCCUUUCUUAAACAGUUUGUGGAUUAGUUGUUCUCACAGUUGUUGAUGUAAAGAUUAUUGCCAUGCCUUCUGCAAUCUCUUGCCAUAUCUCACCAAAAUUUUGUAUAAAAGAAUUUGAG
Messenger RNA from Rhineura floridana, 2650 nucleotides. RefSeq names its product doublesex and mab-3 related transcription factor 2 (gene DMRT2). Lineage: Eukaryota; Metazoa; Chordata; Lepidosauria; Squamata; Rhineuridae. The coding region runs from base 522 to 2255 and encodes 577 amino acids. Gene Ontology annotation, biological process: regulation of transcription by RNA polymerase II; sex differentiation. Gene Ontology annotation, cellular component: nucleus. The record is from RefSeq and is a predicted model, not a curated record. Gene Ontology annotation, molecular function: RNA polymerase II cis-regulatory region sequence-specific DNA binding; DNA-binding transcription factor activity, RNA polymerase II-specific. The transcript has 5 exons.